Carya illinoinensis is the source of this 1541-nucleotide messenger RNA. RefSeq names its product nicotinamide adenine dinucleotide transporter 1, chloroplastic-like. Gene Ontology annotation, biological process: NAD transmembrane transport. Gene Ontology annotation, molecular function: NAD transmembrane transporter activity. Lineage: Eukaryota; Viridiplantae; Streptophyta; Magnoliopsida; Fagales; Juglandaceae. The coding region runs from base 316 to 1263 and encodes 315 amino acids. The record is from RefSeq and is a predicted model, not a curated record. The transcript is spliced from 9 exons.
GAGCCGCACGUUCGCUCGCGCUGCUGACUUAAACUCGCAUCGCCACCUAACCACUAUCCAACUAACAAUUAACAAACCAAGUCUCCCUCCUGGUGGAUUCCUGGAAUCUUCGGGCCCAUCGAAACUGAGACAUCCUCUAUUCCUCUUUAAGUUUCUCCAUGCCCUAACUCGACCGGUGCCACUCGCAUCCCCCAUCUCGCUUGGCCAUGCCACUCUGGUUCCCUGCGAUUGGCCGCCUCUUUCGAGAGGAUUGCGUCUUCGUGCCUCUUGCUCAAACCCCCGCGAAUUCUCGGGACUCACGCACGAAUACACGCGAUGUCUGUUGAUCCUCUUGUCCCUAAUCCCAGGGAUCUCCUCUGCAACGCCGGCGCCGGCGCCGCUGCUGGGGUUAUUGCUGCGACAUUCGUCUGUCCUUUAGAUGUGAUAAAGACUAGGUUUCAGGUCCAUGGGCUGCCUCAGCUCGGCAAUGGAACUGCUAAAGGCAGUCUUAUAGUUGGUAGUUUGGAACAAAUAUUUCGCAAGGAGGGGUUGCGAGGCAUGUACCGUGGGCUCUCACCCACUGUGCUGGCGUUACUUCCUAACUGGGCAGUUUAUUUUACACUAUAUGGGCAGCUGAAAAGCUUUCUUUCAUCUGAAGAUGAGAAUCAUCAUCUUUCAAUUGGUGCAAAUAUGUUGGCUGCUUCUGUCGCUGGAGCUGCAACAACCAUUGCUAUAAAUCCUCUUUGGGUUGUGAAGACAAGAUUUCAAACCCAAGGAAUGAGAUCAGGCGUGGUACUGUAUAGGAGUACGCUGUCUGCUUUAAGGAGAAUAGCUCAUGAGGAAGGCAUUCGUGGUUUGUAUAGUGGUCUUAUCCCUGCUUUGGCCGGUAUUAGUCACGUUGCAAUACAAUUCCCUGCAUACGAGAAAAUAAAAUCAUACUUGGCCAAUCGAGCUAAUACUACGAUGGACAAACCAAGUGCACCUGAUGUUGUAGUUGCUUCAUCAGUCUCCAAAAUAUUUGCAUCCACAUUGACUUAUCCGCAUGAGGUCGUACGUGCUAGGCUUCAAGAGCAGGGCCACCACUCUGAGAAGCGGUACUCUGGUGUAACUGAUUGCAUUAAGAAAGUAUUUCAACAAGAAGGCCUCCCUGGUUUUUACCGUGGGUGUGCUACCAACCUUCUGAGGACGACCCCCGCUGCUGUAAUCACAUUCACCAGCUUUGAGAUGAUACACCGUUUUCUUGUCACUCUUUUCCCUCCUGAUCCACAGCCCCCCAGAUUCUAAAGAUGGAUCAGGCAGAGUGAAGGAUAUAGAGAAGAAACUUGCAUUACUACAGCCACUUCUCAGCAGCCAACUUUAAUUGUCUCAUUGUUGAUGCAGUUUCUGAUUUAUGUAUUGUAAUUGAUUUUGGUAGUUCUGAGCAACAUCUUAAAAAGAUGUUGCUGUUCUCGUUCCCUCUUCCCAAAUUAAAUUUAUAGAUGAUCUUCAGUGAUAAUGAUGAAAAAUGUUACAAAUCCAGUUCAAUCUAUACAAUUUUUUUCCUGGGCGAGUACCCAUCGAAA